UGAUUCCCCUGCGGAAGCCCCGGGGGCUAGGUGCCUGUGCGCACCCCGGGCCGCCGCCAGGAGUGGCACUGCUCGGGAAGGAGUGAACAUCCAGAGGAAUCGCGGGGCGGGGUGGGGGGAGGCUAGGAGAACAGGUGGCGCAGGGAAGCAGAAACGUAGUUGCGCAGGACAGCUGGAGUGGGGCAGGGUCGGGGCCAGCGGCUAGCGGAGAAGGGCCUAUUCGAGAGGAAGGGCACCUGAGGGAGCGCGGCCGGGGCCGGGACGCUGGGAGCUGGGCGGAGAGCGAGUCUGGGUGGCGAAGGUUGCCGAGGCGGGGGCUGGGCACCUGGGAACAAAGGAAAGCAAUAGAAGAACUGCUUAAGGAGGCAAAACGUGGGAAAACUAGAGCUGAAACAAUGGGACCCAUGGGUUGGAUGAAGUGUCCUCUUGCCAGUACCAAUAAAAGAUUUCUAAUUAACACAAUUAAAAACACAUUGCCCUCUCAUAAAGAGCAAGACCAUGAACAAAAAGAGGGCGAUAAGGAACCAGCGAAGAGCCAGGCCCAGAAAGAAGAAAACCCGAAGAAACACAGAAGCCAUCCUUACAAGCACAGCUUCCGUGCUCGAGGUUCUGCCAGUUACUCCCCGCCGCGAAAGCGGAGCAGCCAGGACAAGUACGAAAAGCGGUCCAACCGGCGGUGAGGCUGGAACCAGGGCCAGCCAGCCCUGCGGGCCUCCGUGCUCCUUCGGGGGUGCGGUGUGCCGAGAAGGCAUGAGCUGGCAGGGCAAACACCUGAGAGUGACUUUGACAGUAGGUCCUUUGUUGUUUUUUCAAGAGGCUGCUGGCCAAGGGCAAAAAAUGACCUAGCAACUCUUGAGGAAACAAGUACAAAGGAGGAUGUCUUGGCAAGUUUAAGCUACUUCUGCAGUGUAGUAGACAUGUGUAUUGUUGUUUAUCUUGUUUGGAAGUGUGUUUCAAAAUAAACAUGUCUAGAAUUUAAAAUUUUCAGAGAUUGUUAAAACUAGUUCCAAUUUUUUGUCAUUUCUCAAAAAAAUAAAAUACUUAUAAAUCCUAUAUGUUACUUUUUGGGGGUAUCAAAUUUAAAAUUUAGAAAUCUUCAGUCCAGUGACCAUAUUUAUGAAAAGCUGUAGCCCUCCAAGGUGUGGGAAUUUUCUGAGAAACUCUUCGAUAGCUCUGCAUUUGUUUUCCCUUAGGUGAACAAUGUAGGAAUCCUCAAAGUGGUUUUAAAUUUAAUGCUCCACUUCAGUUACCAAAAGUUUAAAAAUGGGUUUUGUUGUUUCCUGUGCAUUCUCAAACUCAUUUAUUAGAAGAAUUUUUCUAUAUUUAAUUUUUUUAAUAUAUAGGUCUUAAGUGGUGCUUUAAAAAGAACCCUCACAAGUUAAAAAUUAACAGUUGUUUCAGUGCUAGAUUUUACCAGCUAAAGACUUGUGAUACCACUAUAUAGUAUAAUUGUUCCAGAAAUCUUCAUUUUAAAUAGAAGUGUUUACAAUGCCUUUUUUCCCCCAGUAUUGGUUUUCAGUACCUGUUUUCACACACAGUUACAAACCUUUCAAACCUGUAUUCCUUCUUUAUACUCAGGAAAAUGUCACCAAGCACCCUCCUCCCCAGUCAACAAAAGGAAGAAGAUGAAGAUUCUGUCUCCCUGUUCACCCUCCCCAGUUUUCCAAAGUGUCUGAGCGUAUGCCUGGCUGUCCCCAGAUCAUCACCAUGCCACAUCCCUGCUCCCCACUUCCUGGCAUCCAAGAAAAGCCCUUUCUACAUGCUAGAAGGAAAUACAUCCAAAAAGUUAGCAUUGGGGUGUCAGAAGCUAGAACAGCGCUCUCUGCCACCGAGCUGCUGUGUCACACCCUCAGCCUGCUAGGAAGUGACAAACCCAACGCAUUCUUGAUCCACCCCUUCUACCCCAGAUCCCAGGGACUCAUCCUGUGACUUUGUAACCACACUCAUUCUUUUCAAACACAGAGGAGGAAUUACUGCUUCAUCUGACUUUAUUCAAAUCUAGUUAUGUAUUAGCCUAAAUUAUUUGUGCAAAAUUUGAAAUGUUUUUUAUUUAAAUAUUAGAAAUAGCACAAAGUCAUGGAGUUUUUAAAAAUUGUUAUAAUUAAGUAAAAAUAAAGCUGAAUUGUGUCAUUU
Mandrillus leucophaeus (drill) is the source of this 2133-nucleotide messenger RNA. RefSeq lists its product as uncharacterized. The record is from RefSeq and is a predicted model, not a curated record. Lineage: Eukaryota; Metazoa; Chordata; Mammalia; Primates; Cercopithecidae. The transcript has 3 exons. The coding region runs from base 396 to 680 and encodes 94 amino acids.